Messenger RNA from Pestalotiopsis fici W106-1, 1029 nucleotides. RefSeq lists its product as uncharacterized. The record is from RefSeq and is a predicted model, not a curated record. Bases 1 to 1029 code for a protein of 342 amino acids. The transcript has a single exon. Lineage: Eukaryota; Fungi; Ascomycota; Sordariomycetes; Amphisphaeriales; Sporocadaceae.
AUGUGUCAGGGACACACGGUACGGAUGUUGAGAUGUGGCCACUCGCUCAACCACUACAGCGUACACUGCGGGCGACGGUGCUGGGAGCCUUGCGCGAUAUGUUCCUCUGCAGCCGAGGACGCACGAGUACACCAGUGCGACAAAGGUAAGCGUGGCGAGCGGUGCGAACGAGACCAACCGAGUGGCCCCGAAUACGUCUUGGACGAUUUCUGUUCACAGUGCGAUCCGGCCUGGUUGCUGUACAAGGCCAAGUCCCUCUUUGAAGACAGGCGAGAACAACUCGAGGGACAGCGGCGCGGCAAUGGUCCAGAUCCCGAGCUGGACCGUAUUCUCCGAGCACUCGAAUCGGGAUAUCUCGAGGCGAGACAAAAGAUCAUGGACAAGAGCCCGGAGACGCAGAAGAAUGUUCCUUUUCUGGCGUGCGUGGACAUGAUGCAGCUUGGUUUGAGUUCUCGGUGGGUAGGUAAGCGGUGCGUUUGGGGUGACUAUCCCGAUGAUACCGGACAACUACAAAGAGCACAAAGAGAAGCUUUAGACACGUCUUGGCAGGCCAAGCUUGGUUGGGGGAGCGUUCUAUCCAACCGUUCCGACUCCUUGGUUGAUGAGACGGAGGAGGAGGAAAUAUACUAUGAAGAAGAAGAGGAAGACAAGGAAAAUGAAAGAGGUCCAGAGGACAAGGACCAAGUCAAGGAUGAGUACAGUGAAGUCGAUUGGCUCGAGAUUGCGGAACUUCAAAUUGAUGAAAAGCAAGUCGGUGAAAAGAAGUCUGACUGGAGGGCACAAGAUGCGCUACCGAAGCCAGAACUAGACCAGUUACCAUCAUUACUGCCUCCAGAGAUGGAAAAUCAUGGCAGGCCUGGGAGGGACAAGGAGGCUAUGCAGGCCAUGGCUUCUCCUCAUCAUUUACAACCGCCUGUCAUAGACUUGACAGCUUCCAAAAACCGACGGCCGAUCACCAGUAGCGAUGCCCUGUCACGUUGGGAAGAGUUCAGGAUAUCAAAAUCCAUAGAAUCUCUUCGUCGUCCGUGA